Telopea speciosissima is the source of this 776-nucleotide messenger RNA. RefSeq names its product zinc finger A20 and AN1 domain-containing stress-associated protein 1. Gene Ontology annotation, molecular function: DNA binding; zinc ion binding. Lineage: Eukaryota; Viridiplantae; Streptophyta; Magnoliopsida; Proteales; Proteaceae. The record is from RefSeq and is a predicted model, not a curated record. The transcript has 2 exons. The coding region runs from base 83 to 643 and encodes 186 amino acids.
GCUGUUUCGUGUUGCAGAAGAAGACCUAACAAUCCUGGAGAACGAGAUCUUGAGUUAUUUGACGAAACAGAGAUAGACGGAGAUGGGUUCUGAAGAGAGCUGGGAUCGAGAGACGGGAUGUCAAGCUCCUGAAAAUCACAGGCCUUGCGCGAAUGGGUGUGGCUUCUUUGGUACGCCAGCGACUUUGAAUCUCUGCUCCAAGUGCUACGGGGAUUUCUGCAUCAAAGAACAGCAAGCGGCUUCUGUCAAGGUUGCCGUGGAGAGAUCUCUCAGUCCAACGAAAUCAAAAACAUCAACGCAGCAACAACAACAACAACAAUUAUCUGCCCUUUCUUUGUUCGUUGAUUCUUCUUCUUUGGCUCUUCCGUCAUCGUCAUCAUCUUCAUCUUCGUCAUCUUAUUCUGCUUUUAAUUCCACAGCAACUGGUGUUGUUGGGGUUGAAUCAGGGGUGAAGAAGAGGUGUGUGAGCUGUAAGAAGCGAGUUGGGAUACUUGGGUUCAAUUGCAGGUGUGGCAGUAUUUUCUGCUCGGAACAUCGGUACCCAGAGCUGCAUGCUUGCACGUUCGAUUUCAAGUCGAUGGGUCGGGAAGCCAUUGCCAAGGCUAAUCCUGUAGUGAAAGCUGAUAAGGUUCGGAGGUUCUGAAACUUCCCUUGUGACUCAUCUCUUCCUGUUAGGUGUUUGUCCUUUUUUUUUUUUUAAGUUUCAAAGUUUCAUGUUCUGUUCUUUCCUUUGGUUGGUUCAUGUUCUAUAAAAGAAAGGUUGCGUUGCUCUGUUG